AUGAAUACCGACUCUCCGAUGGACACGAAUUUCUAUGACGCGCCAUCAUCUAUGGUGCCUGUGUCAGUGGAAGAUAAUGGGCCCUCCGAAUCUGAACCUGGAUUAUCUGAGCUUUUGCACGAAAUUGGUGACUGGACGUUCGGAUUUGACGAGGGACCUUUGGACUUGUUUGCAGAACUCAAGGCAAUUAUUACUUCGGGUGAAGUACCGUUCUCAAUGCCACUUGCCCCAAUCAACAACGAGCAAGAACUUUCUGAUGACAGCGCUGAUUUCGGGAUAGAGCUUCCUGAUGAUAUCUACGAAAGAACGAACAUCAAGGACACUGUCCCACUGGAUAGUCCAACAUAUCCUUGGCCGUCAAAAGCGCAUUUCGUGACCUCACUCCUUUUCAGCUCUCCGCGUCUCCCAUUUUCUGAUGCCCAGAAGAGGGCCAUUCUCAGUUGGGCGCAAGAGCUUGGCGCUCGAGAUGUCCCUUCACUUGGCGCCAUCAAAAAAUCCCAUAUGUAUCUGGAUAACAUUGUUGGCGGUUUAACGGAGAAGGUGACAGCUCGCUCUGGGAGUGUAUUCUAUAUUAAUGAUGUUGCGAAAUCAAUUGCGAAGGACUAUGCAAAUCCCCUCACUCGUUUUGCGAUGGAAGAUUAUCCGGAAGAUGGCAGGGAGGGGAUGUCGCAAGUGUUCAACGGCAAGAAGAUGUUGCUUGACCUGCCCUCACCACCCGCGGCUCGUGUGGACGGAAUGAUCUAUUUCACAGGUGAACUAUUACAGGAUGAUUCUGGAGGGUAUUUUAUACCAGAGCGCUUUUUUCAUGCCUCGCUACCUGUAGAUUUGAGUGACAAUGUCUCUGACCCAUGCGAGCAGUCAGAUGGCAAGGCCUUAUAUGCGCUUGGUCGGGUGGUUGAACGAACGGAGGCUGGAUUCAUCGUUAACGAGCAACGCGAGAUCAUCUCAACGUCCAUGUUUGUGCGAUCGUUUGAAGAGAUUGCUGCAACUCCAGGCGAGCUCGACUGUGGCCUUACACCUUCGUCAGGAAAAUAUGCAUCACUAUCUCCGAAUCCACUGCGUGCUAAGUCUAAUGGCCGGAUGGUUCAUAUGGUUCCUCUCAUCAUUUUUAUGGACGAUGUUUCUGGCAAUGUCUCCAAACAAUGGAACAAGCACCACGCAAUCUAUAUGUCAAAUGCCAACCUACCGCGCAAGAUGCUCGAAAAAGAAUUUUUCGUACGAUUUGUCACAUCGUCACCGCACGCUGCUCCCAUGGAGCUUAUGAGGGCCAUGAAAGAGUCUAUAUGUAACGCUGCCGAAUCAGGUAUAAUUGCCUGGGAUUGCAAGUAUAACGAAGAGGUUUUGUUGAUUCCAUACGCGCUCUUCCUCGCUGGAGACAACCCCAUGCAAGCAGAAGAAUGUAGCCACGCCGGCUUAAACUGCAAUUACUAUUGCAGGACUUGCGAUACUGGUGGGACGAAAGAAUAUAAGGUGUCUGGUGACGGGUACAGCAGUCUUUUCACGUCAGGCAACCUACGAACACCUGAAAAUACAAUGGCAGAAGUCCGAAAACAGUUUGAGAUCGCGUUGAAGUCAGGAGCGUCGGAGAAGAUCAAGAAUUCGGUAUCAUCGACUGGUAUUCGUGAUUCCACUUCUAGUUCGAUCCUCAAUGCGUUAGUAGAGCUCGAAAGCGUGCCGCUGAAAGAGUUCGUAGAACUUUUGCAAGGUCACAAGCUCGAUGACGCUAUUAACCCAUUGUUGGGAAUGGAAGGCCUCGAUAUACACAUGGACACUCCAACGGAAAUUCUGCACACAAUACUGCUCGGUAUCGUCAAGUAUUUUUGGGGGCAAACCGUGUUUUUGCUCAACAAGGCAAAGCUCAUGGGCAUCUUUCAGGUCCGUCUUGAGUCUGUUGAUAAGGACGGACUCAACGCUCCAUGCUUGAAUGCAGACUACGUCUGUCAUUACAAAGGCAGUCUCAUAGGGAAACAUUUCAAAAGCUUGGCGCAAGUGAUGCCGUUUUUGAUUUAUGAUCUCGUCCCUUCAAUUGUUCUCAAUGCAUGGACCGUGAUAGGAGAGCUCGUCGUACUCGUCUGGCACACGAAGAUUGUGGAUACGGAAGCUUAUCUUGCAAAGCUGUCUCGAACAAUUCAAGAUUUUCUUAAUGUUACAGCACAGUGCGCGCCUAGCAUCAUUAUAAGCAAGCCCAAAUUUCAUUUCUUAGUUCAUCUCCCGGCGUAUAUUCGACGUUUCGGACCAGCAUCCUUCAACCAUGUAUUUCGUUUGUCGUGUGUAUACAGUAAUCGCCAAGCACCAAGCCGCGACUCCUGCCGAACAUUCGCUCAUCAAGAUAUCGUCAAGCACAUUGUCACGGGUGGGUAUUGGUACGAUAACAAAGCCUCAAAAUGGGUCCGGGGAGGAGCGCAAGUUCUAGGAUUAUCGGUCUUCAAUCGUAAUACUCCAGUACCUGGUUCUGGGAAAGUUCAGACUUCUCUUGGUGCCAACGGAAAAACGGCAAGAAAUGAUAUAGUAGCCUGGAAAGAAACUCAUUGCUCGAAGAUCCUGAAAACUGCCCAGCCUGACAUCGCUUACUAUCAAGGCAAAUCAGUCGUAGCGAGGGAAGGGGAUAUCGCAUAUCUGAAUAGUCAUGUUAUUUUCCACCGAAUGACUGAUGGUCAGACAUGCAUCGGACGUGUUCGCGAGAUCCUUGUAUCAUCCGAGAAUCCGAACACCGUUGUUCAUGUUGGACCCCAGCUCUUUUCAUUCGCAAACACUUUACACGCUUCUGUCCAUCUACCCUGUCUGAACCUGAUUGAUGACGAGGUUGUCACACCGGCAGUGGAUAUCAUAUGCGUCAUUAAUCUCCAGCACAACUGUGUUGAUUCACAGUGUACAGACACCAUCGAGGAACCUGUGCGCCAAGAACGGCUCGAAACUUCUCGUACAAAACCUAUCAUUCAGCACAAGUCAACACCACACUACUUCAUCAAUGCCUACUCUAUUCAUAACUACGAUCAUAUCAAUUCUGUAAUUCCUGAGACGCUUCGUGAAUCACCGCUGAGGGUUACGAAUGUCGCAGAGGUUCGGGAAAUGGCCGUACGACAAAUGAAGCAGAAGAAGACUUUGAAGAAAUCUGAUGACAUACCUCAACUAGAUGCUAAUAUGGAACAUGAUACCCAGAUCCCUCUGGUGGCAGUUCCCUCCUUCGAUCGGGCCCCUCCCAAGUCAAGGACUGCUGCAAAAUCAAAGGCAAAGGCAACCACUUCCGGCACGCGAAGGAAGGCAGCAACAUUGAAGACUGGUCAAGCAACUGCUGGACCCUCUAGCCAGCUUCCGCCUGCUCAGCAAGACUCAACGAUUCAUAUCGGAGAUCACCAAAAUCAAGCCUACUUUGCGCCGCCACCAGGAUUCCCUCCUCCCCAGUACUACUACCCUCCUCACCAUUCACAACUUCCUCCACCACAGCUAUAUGGUCCGCCGCCACCAGCUCUGUAUCUUUACUCCGGAGGUUCACAACAAUGUCAUGAGGUUUUAGAAAGGUCAUAUACCGGUGAGUUCUUCACCGUUAUUAUAGCAUAA
This is a messenger RNA of Suillus discolor, 3558 nucleotides long. RefSeq lists its product as uncharacterized. The record is from RefSeq and is a predicted model, not a curated record. NCBI's taxonomy places the organism in Eukaryota, Fungi, Basidiomycota, Agaricomycetes, Boletales, Suillaceae. The coding region runs from base 1 to 3558 and encodes 1185 amino acids. The transcript has 16 exons.